Messenger RNA from Alternaria postmessia, 3057 nucleotides. RefSeq lists its product as uncharacterized. Lineage: Eukaryota; Fungi; Ascomycota; Dothideomycetes; Pleosporales; Pleosporaceae. Bases 1 to 3057 code for a protein of 1018 amino acids. The transcript is spliced from 8 exons. The record is from RefSeq and is a predicted model, not a curated record. Gene Ontology annotation, molecular function: heme binding; oxidoreductase activity, acting on paired donors, with incorporation or reduction of molecular oxygen; monooxygenase activity.
AUGACUUCUAGUUGGGAGGAGCUUGCUGCAGACAAACGAACUCGUAUCGCCAGCACGAUACCUUCGGAAUGGUUGAUUCGAGACCUUCCAAGCGAUGACAAUGUCUUCGCAUUUCCGAAAGCAUCAGGGCUUCUUUCUGCGCGAGAAAUCGAGCUGACCGAGUCUUCGGCCACUGAACUCGUUGCACAAAUGGCUGAAGGAAAGCUCAAGUCCGUGGAUGUCACACUCGCCUUCUGUAAAAGAGCUGCCCUAGCACAGCAGUUGACGAAUUGUGUACACGAGUUCUUCCCCGAGGAGGCUCUCGCACAGGCUCGAGAUCUAGACAAGUAUUACGCGGAGCACAACACGACUGUUGGACCUUUACAUGGUCUUCCAAUCUCUUUGAAAGACCAACUGCGAGUGAAGGGAAAAGAAACAUGCAUGGGCUACGUUUCCUGGCUGGGAAAGUAUGAUGAAAAAGACUCCGUUCUUACAGAACUUCUUCGCAAGGCAGGUGCUGUCUUUUAUGUCAAGACAAGUGUCCCUCAAACCUUGAUGGUCUGUGAGACUGUCAACAACAUCAUCGGAAGGACCACAAAUCCGCGCAACAAGAACUGGUCGUGCGGAGGAAGCUCGGGAGGAGAAGGAGCUAUGAUCGGCCUCCGUGGAGGCAUCAUCGGUGUUGGAACUGAUAUUGGCGGCUCUAUCAGAAUCCCAUCCGCCUUCAACUUCCUAUACGGCAUCCGUCCUAGUCAUGGUCGAAUGCCCUACGCAAACAUGGCGAACAGCAUGGAAGGUCAAGAAACCAUCCACAGUGUCGUCGGACCUAUUGCUCACUCUGCGUCUGACUUGAGAUUAUUCUUCACAUCGGUGCUCCGCGAAGAGCCCUGGAAUUACGACUCCAAAGUCAUCCCAUUGCCUUGGAGGUACAACCUAGAAGAUGCUCUGAAGGCAAAGCUGAAUUCAUCCGGCCUGACCAUCGGUUACUACACAUGCGACGGCAACGUUCUCCCACAUCCUCCUGUCCUACGUGGAAUCGAACGCGUAAUGGACGUCUUGGAAAGAAGUCAGCACAAGGUUCUACCCUGGACUCCAUACAAACAUGAUUUUGCUGUCGAUCUUGCUAACAAGAUCUAUGGAGCAGAUGGCUCCACGGACGUAAUGAAGGACAUCAACGCUUCGGGAGAGCCAGGAAUUCCAAACAUCAAAGAACUCCUCAACCCAGAUAUGCGAAAGGCUGACUUGAACGAUGUGUGGGAUAUCCAUUUACAGAAGUGGGAUUACCAGAUGCAGUAUCUGUCCAGAUGGCGAGAGGUCGAGGCCGAGCAUGGUUGCGAACUUGACUGCAUCGUUGCUCCUAUCAGUCCAACCGCUGCUAUCCGACACAACCAGUUCAAGUACUAUGGCUACGCGUCUGCCAUCAACUUACUCGACUUUACGAGCGUCGUUGUCCCGGUCACUUUUGCAGAUAGCAAAAUCGAUGCCAAGCGUGCAGACUAUGAGCCUCUGAACGACAUGGAUGCAGCUGUCCAGGCCGAAUACGACCCCGAAGCAUACCACGGUGCUCCAGUUGCUAUUCAAGUCAUCGGAAAGAGGCUCAGCGAGGAGAAGACAUUGGCGAUUGCUGAGGAAAUAGGCAGCAAGGACUAUGGCAGCUUCGCACCGUUUGCCGUCAGGGCGGGCUUGCAGCCCUUCAUCGUUCUUCGAGAUCCGGAGCAGAUGAAGCAGGCUAUCCAGGCAUAUGAGAAGCGAAAUCCAGUCAUCACCGGGAAGAAUAUGUACGAGAUCAUUCUGGGUUCUCCUCAAGCUGUAGCAAAUCUAUACACCAAUGCGGCCGUCGAUCAAGGAGCCAUCGAGCGUGCGCGCAUAGCAUCAACGCAAAAGUACCUAGAAGGAGAGUCCUUGAGAACCUUGACCGACCUCUACGCUGCAACUCUUUCGCGCAAUCUGAAUAACAAGAUGUUUCAAGUCGGCAGCUGGACACAGAUAGAAGACAGCUGGUCGUUUUUCCAGCAAGUCCUCACAAGGUGUUCUAUGGAGACCCUCUUCGGUUCAGCAAUCUUCAAGCAAUAUUCUGGACUCAUCAAGGACUACUGGAAAUUUGAAGAUGCCAUUGAGGGCUUCGUGCCGGGGAUGCCAUGGUUCACAAAUUCAACGGCAUAUAGGGAGCCACGCGAUCGACUAUACAAAGGCGUCGAGAAGUGGUUGAAAGCUAACCAUAGCGGCACGGAAUUUGCAAAGAUCGGUAGUGACGACAUGGAUUGGAAUGAACAUAAGGGAUCCAAAUUCAUUCAAGAACGCGAUGACUUACUUGCGAAAGCCCCGUUACCUCUUGAAGCUAGGACAGCGGAGAUGUUGGACAUCAUGCACUGCUCGAAUGUUGAUCUGGUUCCUUCCGCUGUGUGGUCAAUAAUAGAAGUUUUACGCAAACCGUAUCUGGCGGAACGCAUCACUACUAUCGUCUCUGAGCGACAAUCGUCGAAGGCGACCACAUAUGACGUCAAUGGGGUUGCAGCCUUGCCCCUCGUUCAAUCGUUACAGGCGGAAAUAAGCCGCCUCCGUGUCGCACAAUACAUGACAUGUGCCAACGAGUUCGCCGAAGUUUCCAUCGGUAGCCAAUGGAAACUACCCAAGGCAUGCAACACAAUUUCCUUCUCGCAUGAUAUCGCACUGGAUACCAAGGCCUGGGCAAAUGCACGGCCACGUACUGUUGAGAAACCAUUAGAUGAGUUUUGGCCUGAACGCUUCUUGAUCCCCGAUGAUAAUGGACCCAAAGCGCGAGGCCAACGGAAGAGCGGAACCCGUGUCGAGAAUGGAAGGUUCGAUGCGCAGAACCUCGAGCUGCUGGCCCCUAUCUUUUACGACCGACAAAGCUUUGGAAUUGCUAGCGACUAUACCAGAGCCAUACAAGCAGCCACUCUGGCUGUCGUCAUGAGUGAAUUCGAGGUACAGUUAUGUGACCCAGAGGCGACCGAUGCUGCGAUGCCUGUGCUGCGAGAGUCCGCUUUUGGGCAGCUCCGACCACAGGAACGAAUAGCUGUGCGCAUACGCAAACGCAAACUUGGGAAAGGACAAUGA